Messenger RNA from Oenanthe melanoleuca, 3174 nucleotides. It is a transcript of the gene ART4, whose product is annotated as ADP-ribosyltransferase 4 (inactive) (Dombrock blood group). NCBI's taxonomy places the organism in Eukaryota, Metazoa, Chordata, Aves, Passeriformes, Muscicapidae. The record is from RefSeq and is a predicted model, not a curated record. Gene Ontology annotation, molecular function: NAD+-protein-arginine ADP-ribosyltransferase activity; NAD+ poly-ADP-ribosyltransferase activity. The coding region runs from base 383 to 1282 and encodes 299 amino acids. The transcript has 4 exons.
GUAAAAGGGCUUUUUAAACUCUUAGCCAGGGAGUAGUCACCCUGAAACAUCGCUCCUCAGAAGUGCCUCAUACUUCUCCACAGUUUUCACCCUUUUUGCAAGAACAACACCAAAUACCUCGGAAUUAAAAGAACCAUCAAGGUGAUGGGCACUCAUGCCAGCUGAAGUUGGUGCAACCAGACACUUCCUUAUGGAUUUUGGGCACAUUUCUACCAGCAAAUUGUCUGCUUGGAUUGAUUAGUGACUUCUGAAUUGCAGUGAGAAUUUGGCGAAUGAUUGAAGAACAGCCACCAAAACCUGCGUGCAAAUUACAAACUGGAGAAUUUUCCAGGUCAGAGAAAAACAGAAAGAAACAGGUGCAAAUUACCUUUCCUUAAAAAAAAUGUUCUUUACAGUGUGUUGGGUGAACUCUGGGAAGCUGGUGACACUAGGCCUCCUGUUGCUGAUCUCACAAAUACUGAUAAAAGAGGCUAUAUCCCCCACCCUGAUGGACAUGGCUCUGCAUUCCUUUGAUGACCAGUAUCUGGGGUGCAGACAGGAGAUGAUGAAAGAACUGGAGCAAGGAGACUAUUUUCAAAAGGAAAUAGCUGCCAACAAGGACUACUUUGAUCUCUGGAAGAGGGCUCAGAAGGCUUUGCUGAAGAGCCCUGCAGGACUCCUGAGAGAGAUGCGUGACAGCCACGCCACAGUCCUCAUGGCUUACACCAUGAACUCCUCCCUGCACUCGCAGCUGAACUGGGCCACAUCCACAGCAGGAAUCUCUCCAGAGCACUACAGACACAAGUUCAGUUUUAAGUAUUUCCACUUCUACCUAACGACUGCUAUCCAGAUACUGAAGGGAUGGCAGAGCAGCAUGGGGGAACAGAAGUGCUACCAGGUGCACAGGGGGGUAAAGGACUCAUAUAUUGAGGCCAAGGUAGGCAGCAGGGUGAGAUUUGGACAUUUCACUUCUACCUCUCGCCUCAGGAAUGAAGCCCAGAAGUUUGGAAAUGAAACUUUGUUCACAGUCACCACUUGCCUGGGAGCAGCUUUGCAAGGCUUUUCUUACCACCCAUCUGAGAAGGAAGUCCUCAUUCCCCCUUAUGAGAUAUUUCUUGUCAAAAGCUUCUUUCAGACCCAGCAGGGUAACCGUGUGCAGCUGCAUUCUGUGGGGAACUGCAGCAAGUACCAGUGCCAGCUGCUGGAAGCUUCAAGAAGCAAGAACAGUGGUUACAGUGCACUCGCCUCUGCCAUUCUCCCUAGUGUGCUUGGAGUUUCCCUGUGCUUGGCCCACAGUCUCUGAUUCUCUGGCUGCAUCCAGAAAUGUGCCCUUGAAUAGCAGGCAAGAAGCCUCUGGAGUUCCAGCUGCUACAGAAAGUUCAAUCUUCCCUUUGCUUUCAGCUGCAACUCUCCAGCUGAGACUGGAACAUUCAUCAAAACAGACAUUCCCUGGACCCAUUCAGCUUAUUUCUGAAGAAUGGCAUUGAGUGACCUCCUUUACCCAGAUAAUCCCAAGAGAAAGCAAGAACUGAUUCAUCUGCAUCAGGAAUUGCUUGACUGUAUGUCCACCAAUUUCCAUGCAACAAACGAGCUGGUUGGAGUGCUGAAUGAACACCUGGGCUGUUCCAUUGCCCCCAUCAAGAUGCGAGAGAGCAGUACAGUCAAGGAAAACUGUGAGAUUAUCAUUCAAGUGAUGAGUGAGAUUCAGCAUCAGGUGCAGAAGAUUGAUAGUGACAUGAAGGAAAAGCUCGAGCCAGUGCUGUACCAGAAGCUGUAUGAUAUCAAAGAGCCUGAGCUGGAGAAAAUUGCAAUAGCCCAGAGAGUCUUUUCCAUUAUUUUUGGAGAAGCAACUGCAACAGCUGCAAUGGUAGCUAUCAAACUUCUUGGCUCCAAUCAUUUAACUCUCACUGCGAGCAAGCUCAUCGGUCUCCUUGCACAGAUUGGGGCAUCUGUUCUUGGGGGAGUUAGUAUUACCAUUAUUGGGCUUGGCCUGGAAAUGAUUCUCCAUGCCAUCCUGGGAGCUGUGGAGAGGAGUCAGCUUCUGACAGCUGUGAGAAGCUAUGAGAAGCACCUGGCUGAGUUCAAAGCAGCCUCAGAGAAGUACCAGCGUGCCAUACAUGAAGUAACUUCUUUGGUGAGACAGCAAGCUCAGUAAAUGAAGCUGGAGUUCUCUCUUCUGUGACAGCAGCUGCAGCAGCUAUGCCUGCAGAAAUAUUUUUGAUUCAUUAUGACAAAUGAACUACUGAUGGCUUUUUAUUUUCAUAUUUGUGGCAGCAGAACAAGGAAAGUAACAGUUCAGGAAAUUGGCACUGAAAUAUAUUAAUAAAGAACUGGUUUACAGGUGUUUUGGGGGGAGGAACAAUGUUUCAAAUACUUUGCACUUUUCCUUAAGCUUAUUUUCUGGAAAGCAUUAUAGAAUGAACUAUAAUUCAUACUAGAGAUAGUAAUACAGUCUGCUGGUAAUGGUGAGUAGGUGUGUUUCUAUAUCAAAUAUGACAAAACAAUGGGAGCAAACAAUUUCAACAAGGCAAUUCAUGCCAGCACCUGGAGGCUUUAAGAAGAACCUAAGGUUGCUAAACUCUUAGUAUGGAUUAGUGCUAAAUCUGAUAGAUGAAUUCCCUGCUCAUUACAAGGACUAGCUGAAGCAUAUUUAACUGCUAUUUCCUGCCCUCCUAAGGAGCCAGCCAGAGAUCUUCUUUAAAUAAACUCCAAUCCCAGUAGAUUGGCAGGUAAGAGAAGCCUGGACCUACAUGCAAACACACACCACCUUGCUCCACAACUGAGAGAAACCAGCUGCAUUCCAGGUGUGCCUGGCCAUGAAUAACCCCUUAUGCUUCUAAUGCUCUGCUCCUGCCAACACACCUGUAAGAAUUUCUGUGCCAAGUUGCUCUUUUGUUGAUUGGAGUGGGAUUAUACACAUGCACAAAUGCCUGUAGGAUUGCAGCCCUAUUGAUGAACUAAAGUUAUUUCCAAGUGCUUUACCCAAUCCCACCAACGCAGGACUGCCAAGAAUGUGCUCAGAUCCUGCAUUUCAUAAUAUGCUACCAACUGUCCUUAUUUUUCAGAUUUUAAAACCAAAGCUGGAAGCAAGAACAUUAUUUGUAUUGUCUUGCUCUGAUUUGCUGUGGAUUGUUUUUUCUUGAUCUUAGAAAAAAAGGUAAUUUAAGAAUUAAUAAAAAUGUACAUGAGUAUUGG